GCCGCCCCCGGCCCACGGUGCACUGCGGCGCCAAGAUGGCGGCGCCCAGUGAGGGCAGGCCCGGCCGCGGCGCCUCAUCGUUCCCUGGCACUGAAGGCGGAUCUUUCGCUUUUCCUUUCACCGUUCCGCCCGGAGUUGCCGGCUCCGGAGCUGAGGAACAACCCAAGAAGCCGUGUAGGGCCUGUACGGAUUUCAAGAGCUGGCUCCGAGAGCAGAGGAAGCAGCAGGCGGGCGGCGUGGCCGCAGUGGAAGAGAAGGAGCCACCCCCUGAUUGCCCCCUGGACAGCGAGCAGCUGGGCCGCAGCACCUGGGCCUUCCUUCACACCAUGGCUGCAUACUACCCCGAACGGCCCUCAAGAACUCAGCAACAGGAGAUGAAGGAUUUCAUCCGCCUCUUCUCCAAGUUCUACCCGUGUGAGCAGUGUGCUGAGGAUCUGAGGGAAAGAUUGCGAACAAAUCAGCCUGAUACUAGCAACAGAAAUAACUUCUCCCAGUGGUUAUGUCUUCUUCACAAUGAAGUGAACAGGAAACUGGGCAAAUCUGAAUUUGACUGCUCUCGUGUGGAUGAGCGCUGGCGAGAUGGUUGGAAAGAUGGUAGUUGUGAUUAAUCCAUAGGGGACUGCUUUGGAAAUCCAACAGAUUCACUCUGCUGUUUUGACACUGUGUAGAGAUGUGCAAGUAAAUAUGUGUGAGCGUGUGUGUGCAUGACUGAGAUGACUUGUGGAAAUAAAGGUGGAACCAACUCUGAAAGCCAGUUUGAAAAUCUUAUGCUCGUAGCACCUGGAUAAAUGGUCGUAUCAAAUGCAUUGUCUGAGGAACUGAGGCCUUACAUGUGGCACAGGAAUUGCCAGAAAUAAGUGAAACUGAGUUACUCAACAAACCCGUGGAUACUGUUUCAUGACAUUUCCUUAUUUUAGGGGCAUUUGCUUGUAUCUUUGACUUGAAUUCCUGUUCCUUGCACGCAGUUGUAGAGAGCUGCCCUGUGACAUUUCAUGUUUAUUUGCAGUUACUAUCCUGAUGUGUUUGGAAUUUCAUUGUCAUUUUCACUUCUUUUGUUCUGAUAGGGCAAAUUCCUGCUGUCUAUAUCCCUUAAGCUUUCUUAGAGAUCUCUGAUGCUUGUUGUUAGACUUGCUAAAAAGCAGGUACAUUUAAUUUAAAUGCUAAAAUCACAGAACCUUGAUUUCUCAUUUUAUUUCUGUUUCAGUUUAUCACAUAAGAGUGUAUCAUAGAAAAGAGACUAGAACAGGACCAAAAGAACUAUCAAGAAGUAUCAGCUGGGUUAAAUUCAGAUGUUUUAAAUUGAUUCCUCUUUUUCUUUCAAUCCAGAAGCAGUCUGACAAGUUCUACUGAGCUAUUUGCUUUUAAAACUGACAACUUUUCAUCUCUAUGAUUUCAAUUGCAAAGACUGCUGUAACGAUCUGAGACUGGUAUCUGUAAUGAAACAUAUUCAGAUUUGUUUAGCAUAUAGUGUUUCUAAGGCAUCAUUUGUGUUUUGCAAUUCGUGAUUGUUACUUAUUGAUUUAGUUGAUAUUUUGGUGUUUUCGCCUAGAUAAAAAUCUCUCUGGAACAAAAGGACUUUAAAUACCCUUAUGAUAUUUGAGUCUUCUUUAAGACUGAUGUCAGCUUUAGAUAGAAUUAUUGUACAGAAGACUCCAAGGAUUCCCUCUGUAGAAACUGGUUUGUUCUAUUGGCAUUUUCCUUACAUCAGCUAUAUUGCAUCAGUGUUACUGACGCAUAAGUGUGAAUUUGAGUUUCAAGUGAAAUAGCAGCAUAAAUGAUACAAUGAAUAUAAAUGCAUUUCUCUACAAAGCCACACAAAUAAGUCUUAAUACUUUCAAACUCUUAAAAUAUACAGAGAUAUUUUGCCCUUAUUGCAUUUUUGUCUGGGAAAGUUUGCAGGAGUUUUCACAGAUCAUGAUAAUAGGGGCCUUUUCCUUCUGUACUUCCUGCAGAGCUUUUCCUUGCGUGAUUUAGUAAGCUUCCUUGUUUCAUGCGUUACAGUUGGUAUGUAAAUUUACUUUUGAUGAUAGAAUGAGAGGUUCAUGGUAAUGGUACUUUUAUAACAGUAUCAGGGUGACGAUAGCCUAUAUGUGAGAACUUUGAUCUCCAAACGUUCACGUGUGGGACUCCUUACUGUUUAGAAAAGCAAUUAGAACUUUGGAAAUAUAUUUCAAUGUUUUAUGGUGUCCUAAAGCCUUUUCAAGUUGGACCUGUUAAAACAGUAAGACACAAAUUUUUAUGGACUGGUUAUUCUGGGAAGUUUUGUUUGUCAGUGUUCCUAAACACAAAACCAACAGAAGUGCUGAGUGUUUUAUGAAGUAUAUGCAAUUUGACUUCCUACCUCAUGGUGUUGUGUGGGCUAUUAAAAGUGCUCAGAAAGUUUCUCUCUUGCAUGCAGGAGGGCUGCUGCUCUGUCCAUGUCUUAACAGUGUGGAGAGUUAAAAAAAAAAAAACAAUUAAAUUGUGCAUCCCUCUCAAAAUCAGUGAGAGUGGCCAUGGCAACACAGAACCUUGGUCUCCUUGUGUUGUCCAAGGAGAUGGUGGAGUUGUGUGCAAGGAAAAGCUCCUGCCAGCAGGUACUGUUUUGUUCUGACAGUGGUGCAGAGGAGGAAGAGCCUUCAAGCUGAAACCAUCAUUUUCAGUGAAUGAGUCCAUACGGUGAGGGCACAAGCUCUGGCUGCCAGGAUGUUAUUAGGGCAGUUUGUAACUUUGCUAAAUAGCCAUUUGGUAAAAAUUUAUGCUUGCACUCUGUUCUCUCAUAUUUGUGGCUUUGCAGAGAGUUCUGACUUAUUGCUUCUCAGACAUCUCUGUGAAUUGACUGUCCAAGGGAGGAUAUUUUGCUGCUCAUUUAUAACACAUUUAAAGAUUUAAUUGUAUGUAUGGAAUUUCUAUUGAAGAUUUGUGUACAUAAAAAGAAGGGGGAAUAUGUGAAUUCUCUCCUAAAUGCACUUGAUUAUACCUAGUUUUAAAAAUAACUGUAUUCAAAUUAUUUUUCCUGUCAAUGUGAAAAUAAUAAAGCAACUGAGUUUAUUCCUA
Molecule: messenger RNA, 3036 nt
Organism: Coturnix japonica (Japanese quail)
Lineage: Eukaryota; Metazoa; Chordata; Aves; Galliformes; Phasianidae
Gene: GFER
Product: growth factor, augmenter of liver regeneration
Biological process (GO): liver development
Cellular component (GO): mitochondrion
Molecular function (GO): flavin-dependent sulfhydryl oxidase activity; flavin adenine dinucleotide binding
Source: RefSeq, a predicted model, not a curated record